AUGGAGCUCGUCGAGAACAUGGCGGCUAGCGAUCAAGCAAUCCUUCAUGAUCACACUUAUGUUCCCACAAAAAGAAGCCUCUUGGAGCUUAGCACGCAGGACGCAACUUUGGUACAAAACAAGCUGUUGACGAGGCAGAUAGAAGCCCUCAUCGAAACCCUCAGCAAGCUGCCUCAACAAUUACAAGCGAUAAGUUCUUCCCACUCUUCUGUUUUGCAGGUAGAAGAAUGCCCCACAUGCAGAGGGACACAUGAGCCUGGACAAUGUGCAAGCCAACAAGACCCCUCUCGUGAAGUAAAUUAUAUAGGCAUACUAAAUCGUUACGGAUUUCAGGGCUACAACCAGGGAAAUCCAUCUGGAUUCAAUCAAGGGGCAACAAGAUUUAAUCACGAGCCACCGGGGUUUAAUCAAGGAAGAAACUUCAUGCAAGGCUCAAGUUGGACGAAUAAAGGAAAUCAAUAUAAGGAGCAAAGGAACCAACCACCAUACCAGCCACCAUACCAGCACCCUAGCCAAGGUCCGAAUCAGCAAGAAAAGCCCACCAAAAUAGAGGAACUGCUGCUGCAAUUCAUCAAGGAGACAAGAUCACAUCAAAAGAGCACGGAUGCAGCCAUUCGGAAUCUAGAAAGAAGAGCGCAGGAGGAGGGUAAGGUUGAAGGAGAAGACUGGCCAGAAGAAGGAAGGACAGAGAAGACAGAAGAAGAAGAGAAGGUGGCAUCACCACCUAAGACCAAGAGCCAGAGAGCAAGGGAAGCCAAGAAGGAAGAACCACUAGCCCUUCCACAGGAUCUCCCAUAUCUUAUGGCACCCACCAAGAAGAACAAGGAGCGUUACUUUAGACGUUUCUUGGAAAUAUUCAAAGGGUUAGAAAUCACUAUGCCAUUCGGGGAAGCCUUACAGCAGAUGCCCCUCUACUCCAAAUUUAUGAAAGACAUCCUCACCAAGAAGGGGAAGUAUAUUGACAACGAGAAUAUUGUGGUAGGAGGCAAUUGCAGUGCGAUAAUACAAAGGAAGCUACCCAAGAAGUUUAAAGACCCCGGAAGUGUUACCAUCCCGUGCACCAUUGGGAAGGAAGCCGUAAACAAGGCCCUCAUUGAUCUAAGAGCAAGUAUCAAUCUGAUGCCCUUGUCAAUGUGCAAAAGAAUUGGGAAUUUGAAGAUAGAUCCCACCAAGAUGACGCUUCAACUGGCAGACCGCUCAAUCACAAGGCCAUAUGGGGUGGUAGAAGAUGUCCUGGUCAAGGUACGCCACUUCACUUUUCCGGUGGACUUUUUUAUCAUGGAUAUCGAAGAAGACACUGAGAUUCCCCUUAUCUUAGGCAGACCCUUCAUGCUGACUGCCAACUGUGUGGUGGAUAUGGGGAAUGGGAACUUAGAGUUGACUAUUGAUAAUCAGAAGAUCACCUUUGACCUUAUCAAGGCAAUGAAGUACCCACAGGAGGGUUGGAAGUGCUUCAGAAUAGAGGAGAUUGAUGAGGAAGAUGUCAGUUUUCUCGAGACACCAUAG
This is a messenger RNA of Glycine soja, 1506 nucleotides long. RefSeq lists its product as uncharacterized. The record is from RefSeq and is a predicted model, not a curated record. The transcript is spliced from 2 exons. NCBI's taxonomy places the organism in Eukaryota, Viridiplantae, Streptophyta, Magnoliopsida, Fabales, Fabaceae. The coding region runs from base 1 to 1506 and encodes 501 amino acids.